UCGAGCGCGUGUACGUGUAUCCGCAAGUGUGCGUUGAUUGGCUCAUCCGCAAAAAAAAGAGACAUCGUCGACGAGUUUUCGUUCCUGUCGUGUCCAAGUGCAAAGGUCGUCGCGAUAGUCUUUCCCGUUUUUCAUCUCAUUAUUUUCCCGCGGAAAAGUAAACUCAAAAAAUACAAUCUCAUCAGCUUCUCCGAGAGCUUCGAGACUCUCUUUGUCUCUUCUUUUUACGCUCGAGCGCGCACACUUUUCUUAGGAUGUGUGUAUAAUAUGCAACGAGGCUUCCGAAGAGAACUUGGAAACAUACUCGCUGAUGAGCAUUUCGAGCCCAAUGUGUAACAAAAGCAUUGUGAGCCAAAUAUGUCAGUACAUUAUAAGUUUAAGUCCACAUUGGACUAUGAUACAGUUUCAUUCGAUGGGCUACAUAUUUCUGUAGCUGAUUUAAAAAAGGCUAUUUUUCAUCAAAAACGUAUUGGCAAGAAUACAGACUUUGAUUUGCAAAUUACAAAUGCUCAAACUAAGGAAGAUUAUACAGAUGACAAUGCUUUAAUUGCUAAGAAUACUAGCUUAAUUAUUGCUAGAGUACCAUUGACAGUUCAACAAAAGCGUACUUGGGAUAGAACCGAGACACCAGCAUUUAGCAAUUCCAAAGAUGAAAGUAAUCUUGGAAGAUCUGUUGAUCUCACGAGAUUAGAUGGAUCAGAGGAAGAUAAAAUCCGUGCUAUGAUGACACAAUCAACGCAAGAUUAUGAUCCUUCAAAUUAUAUGAAAAUUCGUGGUUCCAACCAAACUGGUGAAGUGCCUCCAAAUUAUCGCUGCUAUAAAUGUCAUCAGCCUGGACAUUGGAUUAAAAAUUGUCCACUUGGUAUCAAUCAAGAGCCUAUAGAAAUUAAAAAGAGUACUGGUAUUCCUAGAAGCUUUAUGGUUCCUGUUGAAGGACCAUCAGUUCCUGGUGCAAUGAUGACUCCUGGUGGAACCUAUGCUGUACCUGCUAUCGAUCAUCAAGCUUAUAAAGAAGGAAAGAAAGAGAAACCUCCUUUUGCCCAAGAUCCUGAACCUAUUGUUGAAAAGCCUGAAAUACCCGAAGAUUUGCUUUGUAAUAUUUGCAAAGAUCUUUUGACUGAUGCUGUUAUGAUUCCAUGCUGUGGGAAUUCGUUUUGUGAUGAAUGUAUCCGUACAUUCUUAUUGGAGUCAGAGGAGCACGAGUGUCCGGACUGCAGCGAGAAGGACGUUUCGCCUGAAUCACUAAUUCCCAAUCGAUAUUUGCGCAAUGCUGUGCUCAACUUCAAGAACGAAACAGGUUAUGCAAAGCGACCAACAUACAAGCCAUUGGUGAGCCAAAAAAUGACACCAACUCUUGUACUAAGCAACGAACCCUCAAUAUCAGAAAAGCUGACGGCCUCGCCGACCAUGUCGGCAGCGACGCCCACGCAGGCCGGUCCUAUAUCCGUCACCGGACGCAACUCUAGUCAAGGCGUGACGAGUACCGAAACGGAGGUUAAGGAAGCUGACAAACCUAUUGAAAAGGCCUCGCCCUCCUACGAGAAAGCCACAUUAACUGCUGAGUCGGUUAUAGAGUCAGACGUACAUAGUGAUAUCGUGACAAAAUUGAUGACCGAUGAUGAAACAGAGGUGCCACCACCCCCUGGUACGGAGCCACCUCUAUUGUCCAAACGAAUAUCUGACCAGUCAUGGAGAGACAGAGACUCUAGUAAUGAACUCAGAGAAGACGACUAUUGUAAGGACCGAUUUUCCAGAGAAAGACGAAGAAGCUUCAGUAGAGAUAACCAUAGAGAAAGAAAUACGUCGUAUCAUAGUAGAAUGGAAAAUAAUAUAAGACCAUCGAGUCGACGAAGGUCACUGUCACCAAGAAAUUCACAGCAUCCAGACUAUCCAAUGCACCAAAGUCAGGGCCAUAAUAAAAACUACCAAGGUCACAUGAGCAGUGAUAGUCGGUAUCAUCCACCACCUAUGCAUUAUGAUCCCAAUUUACGAAGGUCGACGGAGGAUAGAGCUGGUACUCCCACUGUCGACGAGCCACACCUCCACGGAUCUGGACAUGGACAACCGGCCUUGCUUCCAUAUCCGCCAGGCGAGGAUCGCGUACCGCCAUCGAGCUACUCUGGGCAGGCACCACCGCCUCAGCCUCCACCACCCGCUGGUCACAAUCCACCUCUGUUGCCGGACCCCUACAUGGCGCCACCCCGCAUGCCCAUGUAUCCGCCUCAUCAACAAGCCCCAGCAAGUCAUGGCUAUGGACCGCCCCAGCCUCCACUGCCCCAGCGCUAUGAUAACAGGCCGCCUUAUCAACAGCAGCCAGGUUACAGGCCAGCCCAGCCGCCGAGGACCUACAGUGGAGGUCCACCCCGACCCAUGCGCGGCAUGCAUAGUAGGUACAGGUCACAGAUUCGAAGCAAAUGGGAUUUACAAGUGAGCUAUAGAGGGAUGCAACCUCCUCCUCCAGGAAUGGGUCGAAAUCUGCACAAUGGAACACCUGGUGUAAUCGACGACCCAUUGGAAGCCUUUCAGAGGAUGCUAAGGGAAAAGGACGAACGUGAUCGUCGAAUGGGCAAGCACCGGAGGCGCACAAGGUCUCGAUCACGGUCGCGCAGCUAUUCGCGCUCCCGUUCCCGGUCGUUCGGUAGACGGGGCUCACCUUCACGCCCUAGUAGGUCACGCUCGCCGCCCUCCAAGAGGCGAGCCUCGAGAUCGCCCUUGCUUUCUCAUAGGGCCAGGAGCCGCACGCCCAAGAAGAGACGAUCAAGGAGUGGAAGCUUCUCUAUUAGCAGAUCACGAUCGUACUCUCGUAGUCAAUCACCGAGAGGAUCUCUUCCACGCGAAAGAGAUCGCGAUCGAAAGGGCAAACGAGUCCGGGAUGCACCAGCUCCUUAUAGAUCACCACCACGAUCGCCUCCGAGUUUCAGGUAUCACAAGGAGCGCGAUCGAGAACGAGAACGACCACGGUCCCGUGAACCCUACGGCAGCUAUUACGGGGACUCGACAGCCCCGGCUUCCAUUGCCCCCCACGACUAUCCGCCCCGGAGCGAACGACCAUCGCGUUACUCCAGCCGGGGCCCGGUCGGGCAGCAGCAACAGCAACAACAGCAACAACAGCAACAGCAGCAGCAACAGCAACAAUCCGGGUCUGGCCCCGCGUCCGGACACCAGCAUCAGUCCUUGCAGCAGCCGCCCAGCAUCUCGUCCGCGUCGUCGUCCGCGUCGUCGCUGCUGCCACCACCUCUGCCCGGCCUCAUGGUCGGUUCCGCGGGGCCCCAAGUGCCGACCUCUCAGCAGCCGCUGGCUUCGGCCGGCCCUCAGACCCAGAUACCGAGACACCAUCUACCCCCACUGGACAGGAAAGACUAUUAUGAUUCCUAUAACAGGUAUCCAGGAGCACCGACCCAGCAACCGUCGCGCUUCAACAAGAGAUUCGACGACGUCGCUCCUCCUGGUACCGAGGGCUAUUACGACGUGCCACCCCCGGGUGUCGAUCAUAUUGAGAGGCCCGGAUUACAGAAAGACCACAUAGUCUCGAAAGAUAAGGACGGCGACAGAAUGCAGGAGAGAUCGGAUAGGGAGCACCGGAACGAUUUGAUCGAGAAGAAUCGUGAAAGAGAGGAUUGGGAGAGACGAAACCGGGAGGAAAGGCGGAAUAGGGAACGUAGAGAGGAUGAGAGGAAGGACUACGACAAGGAACGGUACAAGGAUGAUAGGGACAGGCACAGAAAUGACGACAAGCUUCGAACUCGAAACGAUCGAGAGAGACGAGAUCGUGAUUAUGAUUACGAGAAAGAUGGUGGCGGUCAUCGUCACGAUCGUUACGAUCGUCACUCGGUUGAUCGUAAACGAAGCAAGAGAAGCGCCAGCCCUUACUCCUCGAAAUAUCGUCCUGAGAUAAAGGACACUACCCCCGAGCGUCCACGCAAGAAGGAGAAGGACUACGAGGACAAGUCGGACGAGCGCAAGAAAGAGAAGAAAAUCAAAGACAAGAAGAAGAAGAAAGACAACGAGGACAAGGAGAAGAAGAAGAAGAAGAAGAAGGAGAAGAAGGCGCUUAUACAGAAGGAAGCGGCGGCCGCCGUAGCAGCAGCAGCAGCAGCAGCCGCUGCGGUGGUUAGCUCCACAACGUUGCCCAUCGUCAAGGUGAAAGAGGAACCGCAGUCCAGCGACGAAGCCCCGUUAACCGAGAUGCCCGUGAGGUCCCUCAAGUCGACUCCCCUCAUCCAGUUCACGAAUAUGGUGGUCAAGUCCGAGCCUCAGGACGAUGUGAAGUUGCCAAAAAUCGAAGAAAAGAAGCUGAACGCCGCGGAAAUGUCGAUGAACCCGGAACCACCGGAAAUCAAAGUCCCGGAGAGCUCAUCGAAAAGUGGCGUCCUGAUCGAGCCCGAUAGCCAAGCGAUCGAUUCCAAGUCCGAGUCGAAGAUUGCGGAAAGCCUGUAUGCUGGCCUGGUUGACGACACCGAGAUCACCACGACUACGAGCGUAACAAUGUCCAAAAACGAUGAAGGACACCCGCGAGAGGACGGGGAGAUCGAGGACGAGAAGACGGAGGCCGCGCCCGUAAGUAGCUCGCCGAAGAAGGAAGAGUUCCUCGCACCCUUGCCCGAGCUUUCCAAGUGGGAGAGGGACGAGGGUACGGACAAGCUCGACGAUAGCUCCGAGGCCACGGAGAGGGAGUCGUCCGAGCCCGAGGACUCUAAGAGCGCCAAGGUCGUCACGACGGAGGUGCUCAAGAGGGCCGAGAAUGCCAUAUUUCAGAAGGCCAUCAAUGCCAUUAGGCCCAUUGAGAUCAAGAAGAUAAGCGAGAGCAGAAAAGUGCUGUACCAAAAUCCAGAACCAAAGGUCCUUGAAUCGGAAAUUGAAAGAGAAUCACGCAAGAGCGUAAACGUGACCCUGAACGUUGGGAAGAACGAACGUAACGUUGAGAUAUCGUCAGAGCCGCUAAAAAAGACGAAGGUCGAGAGGCCAAAAUUCAAGGGCGUGCAGCUGUCGCCGACGCGACUCUCGGUAAAGGAGCGCCUGGGCGAAAAGAUCGAGGAUGACGCGAAAAUCGGAAGUAUAAAGUGCGUGGUAGAUCAACGACGCGAGGCGAGCAAGGGUGGUGACUUGACACCGAGGAGCCGCUCGCCCCGGGUCAGCAACAAAGACAGGCGCGUCUCUGUCUCGCUCGAAACUCGCAUCGACAAUGUGUCCCUCCUGCCAAAUCCCGAGAGGAAGGUGUUCGUCGAGGACAGGAAGAGGGAGAAGAUGGAAAGGCCGAGGAUCGAGCCUAGACAAUCCGAGACUAAUUGGGUGCGUUUAAUUUUAGAGGAGCCGAUGCGCAUCCACGAAAGAACGGAUCUGCGCAAGGUGGAUAGAAUAACGAGGACCCCGCCGCCACCGCCCCUCGUUUCUUACAAACUGCGGAAGGAGGAGGAGGAGGAAAAGGACGAGCGAAAGAAGGAGAAGAAGGUGAGAGACGACAAGAAGCGGAAGAAGGAGCACCGCAGUCGCAGCAAGUCGCGCGAGCGCAAGAGGCGCAAGGACAAGAAGCACAAGAAGGAGCGCGAGAAGAUCGUAGACAGGCGACAAAAACGCAGCAAGGAGAAGGAGCUGCUCGUCCAGGAAAAAUCGGCGGACGAGGAAAAGGAGGCGGCCGAGGCGCCCAUAAGCCUCGAGGCCUGGAAGAAGCAGCGCAGGAACCCGAGACUUGUCUCCGACCGCAAGAGAAGCGUCCUCGACGAGGCGAGCUUCGAACCCGACUACUCCGCCACCGACUCCGAGUCCGAGGACGACGACAGGUCAACCCUCAUCGCCACUAAGCGGGCCAAGGCCGACGACAGCUCCAUCAGUGUCGAGUCCGAGGCCAAGGCCUCCAAGAAGCGGCUGAAGCAAAGUAGCUCAGAGGACGAAGAUUCCAGCAGUACGGAGAGCUCGUCCACGGAGUCGGACAGCUCGGUAGAAUCCCAUAGAAAGAAGAAGAAGAAGCAUAAGAAGCGAAAGAAGCGCAAGGCCAGCAGAAGGGACAGCAGCUCGGACUCGGACGCUUACAGCGACUCGUCGGACUCUAGCUCCGAGGAGGAGAAGCACCGCAAAAAGAAGAAGUCCAAGAGCAAAAGUAAACAGUCGAAGAAGAAGAAAAAAUCGAAGCACAAAUGACGCCAUUAGAACAGCGACCACGAGAAGACAAAGUGAUAUCGAGUUAAGGAUGAAUCAUCGAGAGAAACGAGUGGUGAAAAAUACGAUGAUAAUCGCGAGUUUUUACUUUAAUCGUGAGCGACAUUAGAACGCUUUUUGGAAGGUGGAACUUAAUUAUAAUGAGCGAGAUUCUCUUAAUUUGUAUAAUACGUUUAGUAACUGAUUUCAGCCCGAAGAAGGUAGGGGAUAAAGUGAUUUAUGCAUUAGGACUAAUGUCGGCAUAAAUGUUGAAUAGUUCUGCCACAAAUUUCAUGCCCAAUGUGUAUAUGCAUAUACAAACUACUGUCACACCGAUAAAUAGCUGAAAUUAUUUGAAAAGGCACUUUGUAUACAUACAUGCUAGUGUACGGGAAAACAAGUCAUAAAUAAAUGCCAAUUUCUUGAUAAA
Molecule: messenger RNA, 6562 nt
Organism: Ceratosolen solmsi marchali
Lineage: Eukaryota; Metazoa; Arthropoda; Insecta; Hymenoptera; Agaonidae
Product: E3 ubiquitin-protein ligase RBBP6-like
Exons: 22
Coding region: 358-6135 (1925 amino acids)
Biological process (GO): protein ubiquitination; ubiquitin-dependent protein catabolic process; mRNA processing
Cellular component (GO): nucleus
Molecular function (GO): nucleic acid binding; ubiquitin protein ligase activity; zinc ion binding
Source: RefSeq, a predicted model, not a curated record